GGGCUGUCUUCUGGUUUGUUUUGCUAGCCUUCUCAUCCUCUCUCUCCCUCCUUCCAGUAAUCGGUGUAAGCGAUCAAACACGCCACAGCCAAUGGCCGCCAACGACACAAGUGUAUCGGACAGUCACCCUUUCCUUGGCCGCGAGCUGCGCGUGGAGCUGACGGAUGGCCGCGUCCUGGUAGGCACCCUCAUCGCGUACGAGGGCAGCGGCGAUCUGCUGUUGCAGGCGGCGGUGGAGCAGCGCACCUGCACCGAUGGCGAGGUCACGGUGCGUGGGUUGAACCUGCUGGCGGUGCCGUUCAAGCACGUGAAGACGCUGCACCGCCGUCAGGAGGGGCUCGAGCCGAUUGUGCUGCCGAGCAACGAGCCGGAGCAGCCGGCGCCGACGCUUCAGAUUUAA
Molecule: messenger RNA, 400 nt
Organism: Leptomonas pyrrhocoris
Lineage: Eukaryota; Euglenozoa; Kinetoplastea; Trypanosomatida; Trypanosomatidae
Exons: 1
Coding region: 92-400 (102 amino acids)
Source: RefSeq, a predicted model, not a curated record